AGUUCACAUGAGACUCUUGACAUAGUGGAGGAGAAGAAGCAGGCAGAGGUUGGGAUAGAAGAAAUAAUACUCAUAGACGAAACCAACAAAGGGAAAAUGCAAGUUGCCACUGAAGCUGGGGAAACAUGUAAGGUGGAGCAGCUGUCAAAAAAGGACUCUUCCUCAUUGCCGUCAGAUAGUAGCAGCAGCAGCAGUAGUAGUGAGAGUGAGGAUGAAGAGGUGGGAGAAUACCAUCCACAUCAUAGGGCAAUUGAGGAAGUCAUCAGGGAAGAACAGGAAGAAGAGGAAGACAUGAGGAGGAAAGAACAUGAAGAAAAAAUACAGCAUGUGGAAGCCACACCAGAAAGCAGUAAACUAAAUGUACCAGUUGAGCAUACACAAGUUACAGCUGAAGAUUUGGUCCAGGAAAAUGCAGUUACCAUAGCUACAGAGGAGAAGAUUUUGUCAGAGGAAAUUAAGCAAGAUUUAGGUGAAGAAAAAGAGGAAGAACAGCUCAAACUCAAUGGAGAUGUGUCUCAUGUUGACAUUGAUGUUGCACCACAAAUAAUUUGUUGUUCUGAGCCUCCAGUAGUGAAAACAGAGAUGGUAACCAUUUCAGAUGCCACACAGAGAACUGAAAUCUCCACUAAAGAAGUUCCAAUUGUUCAAACAGAAACUAAAACUAUCACGUAUGAAUCUCCACAGUUUGACGGCAGUGCCGGUGGCAAUGCUGGUGUGCUGCUGAGUGCACAGACAAUUACAUCAGAGUCAAUUUCUACUACCACAACAACACACAUCACAAAGAUGGUAAAAGGUGGGGUAUCAGAAACAAGAAUUGAGAAGCGCAUUGUCAUUACUGGAGACGCAGAUAUUGACCAUGAUGAGGCCCUGGCACAGGCAAUCAAAGAAGCCAAAGAACAGCACCCUGACAUGUCUGUUACAAGAGUGGUGGUGCACAAAGAAACUGAACUUGCUGAGGAAGACGAAGAGUAAAAGCAAAUACUUCAGAAGUAGAAAUGAUACUGACAGUGAUCAUGACCAUGAAGAACUGUAACCAUUCCAAGUCACUACUACUCUACUGAAUUCACCAAGCCUAGCAAUGAUGACCAGAUGCUUAAGACUUAAAUGCCAAUACCAAACUUCAUUUUUAACAUCUUUGGUCUAUAUUCCCUUAAAAUCUUUCUUGUUUAUUUUUAUAACCACUUCUUAGCAAUCUUAGAUUUUAUUUUUUUUUUAAUGAAGUUUUAUAGGGUAUGAUCUUCUUUUUCACAAAUACUGGUAUUUUUGAAGCUUAUUCUUAAUUAUAUGAAAGUGAACAAAAAAGUCUGGCAAGCAUCGUUCACUGGAGCAGGUGGUAAUUGUGCAGGAAGAGUGAUCUUUACUAAUUCGGAUGUAGUUUUUUCCAAAUACUUCAAGUGAAAUCUUUUACUGAAGUAAUUUACAGAUUAUCUUUUUUUUUUCUUUGAGAUUAUUCAGGUAAAUAUAUGGUAUCAAAUAACAAAGAUUUUUAUAAAAAUACAUUUCCUAAAAUUUGAAAAAAUGUAUUUCUUUGGAUAAACUUUAUAUUGAUUAUUUCUGUAACUCUUCCUGUUUGAAGGUUCUCUCUGUGGAGCAGAGAUGGUGUGGCAGUCUGUAGAGGAGAAGGAGUUGCAGCUACAUUUCUUCUGACUGAGCACUGUGUUCUUUUUGCACUCUGGUGCCAAUGCUCAACUUUUUGCAGCCAUUUUGCUGUCUGCAGCAUUCCAGAUAAGGAAAGAAGGAAGACAAAAUCUUUUCUUUUUUCCAACAAGAGAUGAUCUAGGCAGCUUAAAACCUUAGCGCUUUUUUCUUACUGUGUCUCGAUUCAGCACUUCCAUUAUUUGAAUACAUGUUUAGAAUGCUUGCUUUCUAUUAAACCUCACUGUCUCCAUGUUAGAACUGACAUUUCUGCUAUUGAGAAGAUAUGCAUUUCAGAUGCUUUGUCUAAUGGUUAAUGCAGGUUUUUAGGAUACUGAGUAAAAGCAUACAAUGGGCUCCAUCCAUAAAAUAAUAAGACAGUACCAUCAUUUGAGACUGCCAUUGAGGAAACCUGUUAAUUAUUUUGGAUUUUAUUUUUAUGUUGUUCUUGCAGGGGGGUUGUUUGGUUUAGGUUUGUUUGGGAGUGAUUUUUUUUUUGUUUUGGUUUUUUUUUCUGUCAACUCUGUGUAUAGUUAAAAUGCCGAAUUAGAUUUAUAGCAGCUUGAAGUUGUAUUAAGUGAUAUUUUGCUUUCUCUAAUUCUGUUAUAAAAUAAAGUUGUUUAUUCUCUGUA
This is a messenger RNA of Nestor notabilis (Kea), 2267 nucleotides long. RefSeq names its product band 4.1-like protein 2. Lineage: Eukaryota; Metazoa; Chordata; Aves; Psittaciformes; Psittacidae. The annotation marks the transcript as partial. The transcript has 6 exons. Gene Ontology annotation, molecular function: structural molecule activity; actin binding. Gene Ontology annotation, biological process: cortical actin cytoskeleton organization. The record is from RefSeq and is a predicted model, not a curated record. Gene Ontology annotation, cellular component: plasma membrane; cytoskeleton.